Molecule: messenger RNA, 2559 nt
Organism: Adineta ricciae
Lineage: Eukaryota; Metazoa; Rotifera; Eurotatoria; Adinetida; Adinetidae
Source: the annotation of a GenBank genome assembly
AUGACUGUUAUGGAUGGGUGGCAGUUUCAAUGUGCUAAUACAACGUGUUUAUCAUAUUUUACAAUCACUACAUCCGAUAUUUUGCAGUGUCAAGUUACUUGUCUGGGACAAACUCAAUGCCAAGCUGUUAGCUUUCGUCAAUCUACUUCUCACUGUCAAUUGUUCACUAACGGUGUGAAUCAAAGCUACAAUUUAGAAGAAGUUGUAGGCGUUGUUACUAUGAUAGUGAUUUCUGACACAAGAACGGCAUUUGAAUCUAUUACAACAUCCACUUCGUUAUCAUCAAUCUCAACGGCACUGACUUCAACAGCUUCAUCGUCAUCACCAGCCUCGAUCUCAACAGCUUCGUUAUCAUCAUCGUCAACGAAGGCAAUAACAACAACAACAACAACCACACCAUCAUCAUCACCAGCCUCGAUCUCAACAGCUUCGUCAUCAUCAUUGUCAACGAAGGCAAUCACGACAACAACUUCGACAAUAUCACUACUCGCCAACGAUUGUAGAAGCUUGUAUCUCAGUUUGGUUACUUUUGCCACUGGAAGCGGGCCACAGUCAGUAGCACUUAGUGAUGUAAAUAACGACAGCAAACCGGAUAUAAUUACAGCCAACUAUGGUGGAAACACAGUUAGCGUUCUUCUCAACCAAGGCAACAUCACGUUUUCUCCUCAAAUUAUCUAUUCAACUGACAGUAAUCCACGAUCAGUGGCAGUCGUUGACAUCAACGCAGAUACAAAGCCUGACAUAAUUACAGUAAACGGUGGUGCAAACACAAUUAGCGUAUUUCGUAAUAACGGGAACGGUACAUUUUCUUCUCAGACCACCUAUGGAACUGGCGGUCAGCCAUAUUCAGUAGCAGUGGUCGACAUAAACUCAGACACAACACCUGACAUAGUCGUAGCAAACUAUGCUACAACUACGGUUAGUGUCCUUCUCAACAAAGGCAAUGGUUCAUUUUCUUCCCAAGUAACCUACGCAACUGACAGUUAUCCAAAAUCAGUGGCAGUUGUUGACGUAAAUUUCGAUAACAAACCUGAUAUAGUCACAGCAAACAGUGGUGCAAACACAGUUAGUGUUCUUCUAAAUAGAGGUAACGGCACAUUUUCCUCUCGAACUACUUAUACAACUGGCACACAACCGUGCUCAGUAGCAAUUGUUGACGUGAAUUUCGAUAACAAUCCUGACAUAGUCACAGCAAACAGUGGCGCAAACUCAGUUAGUGUUCUCCUCAAUAAAGGUAACGGCACAUUUUUCAAUCAAACUUCUUAUGCAACUGGCUCACAACCAUACUCGGUGGUAGUGAUGAACCUAAACAAUGAUAGUACUCCUGAUAUAGUCACGGCAAACAAUGGUGAAAGCACAAUUAGUAUUCUCCUAAACACAGGCAACGGCAUAUUUUCUUCUGAUAUUACCUAUGGAAGUGGCACUCAACCAUAUUCAGUAGCAGUGGCAGAUCUGGAUUCAGACAGCAAACCCGAUAUAGUUGCCACAAACGCAGUUUCAAGCACUGUUAGUAUUUUUCGAAAUGUAGAUAACGGCAUGUUUUCUUCUCAAAUGACCUUCACUACUGGCACCACUCCAAGAGGUUUAGCAGCAGCUGACAUAGACUUGGAUGGACAACUUGAUCUAGCUGUAGCAAACUCGGGUGAUAACACUGUCGGUAUUCUCUUCAAUCAAGGCAAUAGAGUAUUUUCUUCUCAAAUUACCUUCAUAGCUGGUUCCCAACCGUAUUCCGUAGCGCUUAUCGAUGUUAAUUCCGACAGUAAACCUGAUAUAGUUACAGCAAACAAUGGUGGAGCCUCGGUUAGUGUCCUGCUUAACAAAGGCAAUUACACAUUUUCUUCUCAAACUGCCUACACAACCGGCGCUGCUCCACAAUCAGUAUCAGUAGUAGAUGUUAGCUCUGAUAACAAACCUGAUAUAGUUUCUGCAAACAGUGGUGCAACCACAGUUAGUGUUCUUCUGAAUAGAGGAAAUGGCACAUUCUUUGCAGCAACUGCAUAUACAGUUGGGAAUACUCCACAAUCAGUGGCAGUUGUUGACGUGAAUUCUGACAGUAGACCUGAUAUUAUCACGGCAAACUAUGGAGGAAAAACAGUUAGCGUUCUGCUCAAUAAAGGCAAUGGCACGUUUUUCUCUCAAACUACUUAUACAACUGGCACACAACCGUACUCCGUAUCAGUCAUUGACCUGAAUCUCGAUAACAAUCCUGACAUAGUCACAGCAAACAGUGGUGCAAAUACAGUUAGUGUUCUCCUCAAUAAAGGUAACGGCACAUUUUUCAAUCAAACUUCUUAUGCAACUGGCACACAACCGUUCUCGGUGACAGUUAUAGACAUAAACUUUGAUAAUAAACCUGACAUAGCUACGGCAAACUAUGGUACAGGGACAGUUAGUGUUUUACUUAAUAAUGGUGAUGGCACAUUUUCUCCUCAAAUUACUUACGCGGCCGGAACUACACCAGGUGUCAUCAUAACCGCUGAUAUGAACUCUGAUAGCAAACCCGACUUGAUUAUGGCGACAUUUGGCACAAAUAAUGGUGGAAUUUUGUUUCACUGUUAA